Messenger RNA from Amphiprion ocellaris (clown anemonefish), 1439 nucleotides. RefSeq lists its product as uncharacterized. Gene Ontology annotation, biological process: response to bacterium. The record is from RefSeq and is a predicted model, not a curated record. NCBI's taxonomy places the organism in Eukaryota, Metazoa, Chordata, Actinopteri, Pomacentridae. Bases 58 to 1098 code for a protein of 346 amino acids. The transcript has 6 exons.
GUGAUCUGAUUUUCCAUGUGAGACAUCAGUUGUGCAACAGAAGUCUGAUGUGCCACAAUGAUCGGAAGAUUUGUUGCUUUGACCUUUUUAAGUUUUCUGUCUCUGAUUCAGAGUCAACAGGUUCCUCAGCAAAUCUCUUUGAUUGUUGUUGAACUUGGGGAUACCUUCACUCUAACAUGUUCCUUCUCUGGGGAGAAACCCAGGUUAUUAUACUGGUAUAAGCUGAGUUUUGGAAAUAUGUUCCAAAGGGUUGCUGUAGGAUAUAUGGACUUCCCAGCACUUGAAGAUCAAUUCGACAGCUCAAGAUUCAGUAUCACAAAAGUGGGUGAUACGUUUUCUCUCACCAUAAGAAAUAUAAGCAAAGAAGAUGAGGGAACUUAUCUCUGUCAAGGAGGAUCUUCAUACACAAUGGCAUAUUUCAAUGGCACACUUCUGGCUGUGAAUGAUCCUGAACAUCAGCAGAAAUCUGUCUCCGUGAAACAAAGUCCAGAUGUGGAGUCGGUCCAGCUGGGAAACUCUAUGACUCUGAGAUGUUCAUUUCUCUACAAGAACAAAGAAAACACAGGUCGGUGUCCAGAAGAACACCGUGUGCACUGGUUCAGAGCUGGAUCAGAAUCCGAUCCAGGUGUCAUUUACACUGAUAGCACCUGCAGUGAUGAACCGGAGGAAAGGAGCUGCAUCUACCGUCUGUCCAAAACCAUAAGAGAGUCCUCUGAUGCUGGAACUUAUUACUGUGCUGUGGCCACGUGUGGACAGAUCCUGUUUGGUCAAGGAACUAAAGUCGAGACAAGAGAAGAACUGUGUCCGCUUGUGAUUGUCAUUGGGACAGUGCUGGCCUGCUCCCUGCUUGUGAAUUGUGCUCUGUUUUUCACCAGAAAACCAAAGCAAACCUGUGAACAUUGCAAAGGAAAAGUUACAGCUUCUAGUCAUGUUGAACUGGAUCGAUCAGCCGAGGAUCAACGGAACAAUGUGGAUGGUGAAGAGGUGGAAAUAAACUACGUGGCACUGGAUUUCUCAUCAAGAAAAAUUAAAAGAUGGAAGAAUAAGCAUGAUUUACCUGAGGACUGUAUGUACUCUGACAUGAGAGAAUACCGUUGAAGUGCAGUCUCCAAGAAGGAUGAACAUCAACAUAAUAUGAACAUGCAGCACGUGAUUCCUGUUGAGGUAAAGGAACAGAGAUGACAGAAAACUCAAUGUAUGGACAUAUCAGUUUUUUGCUGUGAUAUUAUUGCAAGUAGGCAUAUAACAUAGAUUUGGAUAGUGAUAGUGCUUGUGUUUUUCUCUGUCCAUUUAAACUAAAAACAUUUAUUACGAUUUUGCUAUUAUUUGUAUGUUUUUACUACUGUUAUGUCUGAUCAGAUAUUACUAUCCAUUCCAAACUGAAAUACAUAUGUUUAAUGCAAGAAAUUAAUUUACUGUCAUUAAAAAGAAAACACACA